This is a messenger RNA of Debaryomyces hansenii CBS767, 1611 nucleotides long. It is a transcript of the gene DBP2, whose product is annotated as DEAD-box ATP-dependent RNA helicase. The coding region runs from base 1 to 1611 and encodes 536 amino acids. Gene Ontology annotation, biological process: rRNA processing. Lineage: Eukaryota; Fungi; Ascomycota; Pichiomycetes; Serinales; Debaryomycetaceae. Gene Ontology annotation, molecular function: RNA helicase activity; RNA binding; ATP binding. The transcript is spliced from 2 exons. Gene Ontology annotation, cellular component: ribonucleoprotein complex; nucleus; cytoplasm. The record is from RefSeq and is a predicted model, not a curated record.
AUGUCAUACAACAACAACAGUGAUAGCUACGGUGGUGGUUACAAUUCAUAUGGUGGUAACUCAUAUGGUGGUGGUGGUUACGGUGGUGGCCGUGGCGGUGGCCGUGGUGGAUUCGGUGGCCGUGGUGGUGGCCGUUACGAUGAAAGAGUAGAAUUAAACACCCCUGAGUGGGAUAUUGAUUCAUUGCCAAAAUUCGAAAAGAACUUCUAUAACGAACAUCCAGAUGUGACUGCUCGUUCCGUUCAAGAUGUCAACGCCUUUAGAAAGGAACAUGACAUGAAAUGUGAUGGUACUGACAUUCCAAAGCCAAUUACUAGCUUUGACGAAGCUGGAUUCCCAGACUACGUUUUAAAGGAAGUUAAGCAACAAGGAUUUCCAAAGCCAACCUCGAUUCAAUGUCAAGGGUGGCCUAUGGCUUUAAGUGGUAGAGAUAUGGUUGGUAUUGCUUCUACCGGUUCCGGUAAGACUUUAUCGUACUGUUUACCAUCUAUUGUUCACAUCAACGCCCAACCAUUGUUGAGUCCUGGUGAUGGUCCUAUUGUAUUGGUUUUGGCUCCAACCAGAGAAUUGGCGGUUCAAAUUCAACAAGAAUGUUCCAAGUUUGGUUCUUCUUCUAGAAUUAGAAACACCUGUGUCUACGGUGGUGCUCCAAAGGGUCAACAAAUCAGAGAUUUAGCCAGAGGUGUUGAAAUUUGUAUUGCUACUCCUGGUAGAUUGAUUGAUAUGUUGGAAACUGGCAAGACUAACUUGAGAAGAGUCACCUACUUAGUUUUAGAUGAAGCUGAUAGAAUGUUAGAUAUGGGGUUCGAACCUCAAAUCAGAAAGAUUGUCGAUCAAAUUAGACCUGAUAGACAAACUUUGAUGUGGUCUGCUACUUGGCCAAAGGAAGUUCAAGCCUUAACUAGAGAUUACUUGAACGAUCCAAUUCAGGUCACCGUUGGUUCAUUAGAGUUAGCUGCUUCCCACACAAUUACUCAAUUAGUUGAAGUUGUUACUGAAUUUGAAAAGCGUGACAGAUUAAUCAAGCAUUUGGAAACGGCUACUGCUGAUCCAGAAGCUAAGUGUUUAAUUUUCGCUUCUACUAAGAGAACUUGUGAUGAAAUCACUAACUACUUAAGAGCCGAUGGAUGGCCUGCAUUAGCCAUUCAUGGUGACAAACAACAAGGUGAAAGAGACUGGGUCUUAAAGGAAUUCAAGACCGGUAAAUCUCCAAUUAUGGUUGCAACCGAUGUUGCAGCCCGUGGUAUUGAUGUCAAGGGUAUCUCUUACGUCAUUAACUUAGAUAUGCCUGGUAAUAUCGAGGAUUACGUCCAUCGUAUUGGUAGAACCGGUAGAGCCGGUUCUACCGGUACUGCGGUUUCCUUCUUCACCGAUAACAACUCUAAGUUAGGUGGUGAUUUAUGUAAAAUCAUGAGAGAAGCUAACCAAACCAUUCCUCCUGAAUUAAUGAGAUUCGAUAGAAGAAGUUUCGGUAGUCACAUAAGAUACGGUAGAGGUGGUGGCCGUGGUGGUUUCAGAGGUGGCCGUGGUCGCGGUGGUUUCAGAGGUGGCCGUGGAGGUUACCAAUCUGGUUCCAACAGUGCUCCACUCGGUAACGCCCGUCGUUACUAA